Messenger RNA from Aspergillus aculeatinus CBS 121060, 1800 nucleotides. Its product is annotated as MFS general substrate transporter. The coding region runs from base 137 to 1621 and encodes 494 amino acids. Gene Ontology annotation, biological process: transmembrane transport. NCBI's taxonomy places the organism in Eukaryota, Fungi, Ascomycota, Eurotiomycetes, Eurotiales, Aspergillaceae. The transcript is spliced from 3 exons. Gene Ontology annotation, molecular function: transmembrane transporter activity. The record is from RefSeq and is a predicted model, not a curated record.
GCUUUCGGUUGCAGUGACAAAUUGCACGUGACCGCUUGCCCACUACCAUACCGUAUAUCUUCCAUGGAUGAACAGCUCUUCCAUUUCCGUGGGAUGAGUCCACCAAGUUCACUAAAUCCACCAAAACUGAACGUGAAUGAUGGAACCCACGAAGCAGAGAUACUUCCCCACAUGGCAACUGUUCCUUCUGGGACUAUGCCGCAUCGCCGAGCCAGUCGCUCUGACUUCCCCCCUCCCGUACGCAUAUGACUUGAUGGUACAUCUGCUGCGCAAUGGCGACAACAGCAACGACAGCGGCAACAACCCCGCUGCGUUCUACGCCGGGCUCUUUGUGGCGGCUUUCUCCGCGGCGGAGACGCUGACAGGGUUCUGGUGGGGGGCGCUCUCCGACCGGAUCGGAAGGAAGCCCGUCUUGUUGCUGGGGUGCGCUGGCACCGUCCUAUCCAUGUUUGUGCUGGGCUUUGCGACCAGCAUCUGGAUGGCCAUUCUUGCCCGGGCGCUGGGGGGCGCCUUGAAUGGGAAUGUCGGGGUGGUCCAGACCAUGGUGAGUGAGAUGGUCAGUCGCUCGGAGCAUGAAGCACGGGCGUAUGCUGUCAUACCGUUCUUUUUCAGCAUCGGAUGCACAAUCGGUCCGGCCCUCGGGGGGCUAUUGGCGCAGCAGCAGCUGAACCUGGGAGAACACUUUCUCAGCUCCUUGCUGCGUCAGUAUCCCUAUCUGCUGCCCAAUAUGGCCUGUGCGGCGAUGGUUCUGUUCACGAUGGUGUUGGCGUGGUGCGCUCUGGAUGAGACUCAUCCGGAGUUGAGAUUGAAGCGCACAGAUGAAUCACAGCAACCAGAACCAGCCCAGUCUGAAAGUUCACCCCUCCUUCGACAGCACCUCCAGACCAGUGCGGAUUCUGCUGCUGCCCGUGCUCGUGCGCUGACGGAGGGAGUCGCUACUGCUACUCCCAGCUUCUCGCUGUGGAGUCUGAACCGCAACGUCAAGAUGCUGAUCAGCGCCGUCUGCUUGCUGAGUGCCCAUACCGUCACCUACAUCCAGCUGCUGCCCAUCUUCCUCCGGACCCCGCGCGAUCCCAGCGUGCCGCGGUACUACCUCGGCGGGGUGGGCGGUCUCGACAUGAGUCUGUCGACGGUGGGUCUGGUGAUGGGCAUCAACGGGAUCAUCGGCCUGGGCAUUCAGUUGCUCUUCCCCGUGUGCACGGACUGGUUCGGCCUCCGCCGGACGUUGCUGGUCAUGACCUUCCUCCACCCGGCCGCCUACUUCUGCCUGCCCUAUCUCCCGUUCCUGCCGGCGCGCGGGUGGCGGCCUGUCGGCCUGUGGACCUGGCUGGUGGUGCGCAAUGUCUUCUCAUCGUUCAGCUACCCGGCCCUGUUGAUCUUCAUCAAGCGGUGGACGCCGGAUCCGCUGAUCCUGGGGCGGGUGAACGGGCUGGUGACGAGCGCGGGCGCGGCGUGCCGGACCUUCUCCCCCACCGUUGCGGGCCUGUUGCAGAGCAUCGGGGAGAAUCACCAUUUCAGUGCGUUGGCGUGGUGGGGCUCCGGGGUGAUUGCUUUGCUUGCGGCGGUGCAGACUUGGUACGUGGAGUUGGACGAUGAGGAGGGGGUUACGGAGGCUUGCUGAUGCUGUUGCAUGUCCUUGUUCCAGCGUAUAGUCGAAACUGCUCUACGUUGCUUGUGAUCAUCGUCCGACUUUCUGGCAGGCUGCAUACAUUUCUAGUCCAUGUACCUACAGUCUACUACCAUCUUGAUGACAGAUAAAGACAGAUACUCCUUCGAAUAACACAAACCACCAUUAACGAC